AUGGCAGCCAUCGCCUUCAUCGCUGCACAAUGCAGUUCCGCCUUAGGGCCGGCGGAUUUCUUCCCGUCAUUGGAGGGCUCGAUCGAGCCUCUAGUUGGAAAUUGGUCCCUGGGUUUAGAGAAUGACGGUAUAAAUGGUGCCGAGUGGUCCCUCCCCCUUUUCGAGGGGGCAGGGAACUCAAUUGUUUUUCAAAAUGAAGAGUGCAACGGACAGCUGAACGCUUCAGACACACUACCUAACUGUGAACUCAGUCCAGAUCUUCUAUUCAAUCCACCCAUAGGUUCUCACAUCUCGUCGCAAUCAGACGCUGAAAACCAAAACGUUUCUGUCUCACCGCCUGAAAUGCCCGAGUCUUCUUCCGGCCCAAGUCAACCCGCCAAGUCGCAGAGCCAAUCGCCGCCCGUAGACGCAAUCACGGCUCUCAAGCGCCGGCGCAACAACGCCGCGGCUCGCAAGUACCGGCAGAAGCGGAUCGACCGCAUCAGCGAGUUAGAGACGGAGCUUCGGAGCGUCAAGGAAGAGCGAGAUGAUUUGCGACUUCGCCUCGCUCGUCAGGAGGCGGAGGCGGCAACUUUGCGAAGCAUGUUACAGCUGAACUCUGGGAAGGGAGAGAAAAGUUAG
Messenger RNA from Daldinia decipiens, 621 nucleotides. RefSeq lists its product as uncharacterized. Lineage: Eukaryota; Fungi; Ascomycota; Sordariomycetes; Xylariales; Hypoxylaceae. The record is from RefSeq and is a predicted model, not a curated record. Gene Ontology annotation, biological process: regulation of transcription by RNA polymerase II; DNA-templated transcription. The transcript has 3 exons. Gene Ontology annotation, molecular function: RNA polymerase II cis-regulatory region sequence-specific DNA binding; DNA-binding transcription factor activity, RNA polymerase II-specific. Bases 1 to 621 code for a protein of 206 amino acids.